Molecule: messenger RNA, 1703 nt
Organism: Symbiodinium sp. CCMP2456
Lineage: Eukaryota; Dinophyceae; Suessiales; Symbiodiniaceae
Source: the annotation of a GenBank genome assembly
GCUGGAGCGUCCAGAAGAUCACCGAGGAGCACAAGCGCCUGUGCGACAAGCAGCUCAAGUUCGAAGAGAAGGCGCAGGGGGCGAAGCCCCUCAGCAAAGAGGAGGAGAGGCUGCUGACUGUUCUGAAGAAGAAGGUCGAGCAGUGGGGCAACGAGUACUAUGAAAAUGUUUGCAAGAAGAUCGAAAGGCAUCAAAAGUUCAUUGAGGAUAUCCACCGGAAAAUCAAGGAGGAGCGCGACAAGUACCCCUACAAGUCCAUCAUCGACCUCGAUAAGUUCCGGGAGCUUUCUCAGCGCAUCGCCGAGAAGGGCUACCACGAGCGCUGUUGCUUCGUGACACGACUUUGCUACAAGGAGGACGUGCUUGGUGUAGGUUUGGAGAUCGUCAACGAGUCAGACACCGGACGCAAGAUCUUCCAGUGCUCCUUCGACCUCCUCUCGAAGGAGGCCUUCAAGGAUUUCGGCAUACGCUCCGGUGUGUGGAAGGAGAAGGUGGAGUUCUGGCUCCCCCUCGCCAUCGAUGCCCGGCACUUCCGACGUGCCCUUCCCUACCUGGCAGAAUGCUUCCGACAGCUCGGAGAUGGAAAGGUGGAGGCCGCGACCCGCAGCUACGGCACGCAGGCGGGCAACGGUGUCAAGAGCCUUCGGGCCAACCUCCGCGAGCUCCAGCGGACGGGGCAGAAGAUGGUCAGCCUGGAGGAGUACAAGAAGCAGAAGGCCCAGCCGGAGAAGGAGAAGGCCAAGCCGGAGGAGGAGAAGCCUCAGCCGGCUUCGCUUCGCCCCGCGGCGAGCCUCACGGAGGCAGACGUGGCCUACGGCCUGGAGGUCUUGCCCAAGUUGAUGAACUUGCAGACCGUGCAGCUCAUGAAAGGCGACCUCCACCUCUCCACGAAAGCCUUGGAGGGCUACAUGGGCUUCCACCACCUCUUGCUCUCCAUCCUUCGUCAGUACCCUUCUCUUCAGGCUCAGGUGGAGUCGAAGAUCGGGACUUUCGUGCGCUCCGAGGCGGGCCGAACGAAGCAAAGCUGCCCGAACCUGGGGGAGUUCCUCUGCCUGCUGGCUGUUUCCAAGAAGUACACCUGGGACGACGUUUCUGCUGCUGUGCUCAAGGAGACGUUGGAUCGGAACGCAAGCUGGGCUUUGGACAAGUACCCGUCUCUGGCUGGCUUUGGUACAAGCGCCGAGAACAGACUGGAGCGUACCUUCAAGGCCAGCAUCGUCUCGAUCCGACUUCUUUGCUUCAACGUCUGGUUCCUGCGCAACGUGGUCUUCAAACGCUACGGGGCGCAGGCGACUUCGGCGGAGAUUCUUGAGGCAGAGCAGCGGGGCGGCCCGGGUGUGAGCUGCACCGACAUGCGCUGGGCGGAGUACGAGGAGCAGAAGGGCAUUCCGCGGCCGGAGGAGAUCAACAUGCUACAGGAGCAGAUGAGGAGGACGCUGCAUGGCAACGGCCUGAACAGCUGGUCCGAAUAUUUCGUGAACCUGAACCUCCAGCCGCUCAAAGCGGAUGAGCUUUCCCAGCUGCUCGUCAUGAGCCUGCACGACUCGGUCCGGAAGGGAUACAUCCCUCUCUGGAAGAUGAGGAUGCUUCAGCAGAAGAAUCAGCAGGACAAGGCCCCCAAGACCAACGAUUACCUCGGCGCUGACAUGGACAAGUACGACAGCAUGCACACCGAGAAAGGAGGCAGCGGCCACAGAUGGUGA